AUGCGAGCGACUGCAGUAGAAACUGAGUGUUCCUCUAUCAGCUCUGAGCUGUACUCCAAAUUGGAAGAAGAAACUGGUAUUGCAACAGGAUAUAAGCAAUGUGGUGCAAUAAGUUUAGCACAGACCAAAGACAGACUCAUUUACCUGAGAAGGGCUGCCGUAAAUGCUCGAGCCUAUGGUAUUGAAACUCAUGAGAUCAGCCCGGAUGAGAUUAAAGAACGACAUCCAUUGAUAAAAACUGAAAAUUUAGCAGGUGGUCUUUGGAUUCCUGGUGAUGCUACUGCUAAUCCUUCUGAUGUCACUCAAUCUCUUAUUAGAGGUGCAAUAAAUAGAGGUGUGAAAUUACAUGAAAAAGUAGAAGUAACUUCAAUAGAAACAAUAAAUGGUCAUGUUUAUUCCGUGGUAACAAAUCAAGGCAAAAUACAAUGUGAAUAUUUCAUUAACUGUGGUGGUAUGUGGGCUCGAGAUAUUGGUCUGAGAAGUGACCCUGUAGUAAAAGUUCCUCUGCAUGCAUGCGAACAUUAUUAUCUUGUUACAAAACCAAUCAGAUCAGAUAUCAAUGUUGCUGAUUUGCCAACAAUACGUGAUUUGGACAGUUCUAUCUAUAUACGUGAAUGGUCUGGUGGUCUUUUAGCUGGCGGAUUUGAACCACUGGCUAAACCAGCAUUUUACAAAGGAAUUCCAAAGCCCUAUGAAUUUCAAAUGCUACCCGAGGACUGGGAUCACUUUCAGGUGCUGUUGGAUGGGAUGUUAGGUUGUGUACCAAUGCUAGAGAAAGCUGAGGUCAGGCAAUUAUUCAACGGUGCUGAAAGCUUCACUCCUGAUCUGAAAUAUAUUAUGGGUGAAGCACCCAAUGUCAAAAACUAUUAUGUUUUGGCCGGUAUGAACUCAUCUGGUAUCGCUGGCAGCGGUGGAGCUGGUAAGCUGUUGGCUGAUUGGAUUGUUAAUGGUGAACAACCAAUGAACAUGUGGCCUGUAGACAUCAGAAGGUUUUGUCAACACCAAAAUAACAAAGCAUAUCUAAGAGACAGAGUGAAAGAAGUGCUGGGUAUGCAUUAUCAGAUAAGGUACCCAUAUCAGGAAUACCAGUAUGGAAGAAAGUUACGAUGUUCUCCACUGUAUCCAAGACUUCAAGAAUAUAAUGCGGUAUUUGGAGAAAAACUGGGAUUUGAAAGAGCUAACUGGUUCAUAACUGAAGAGUAUGCUGAUGAUUUUCUACUGCAGAAUAAUAGCGAGAAAGGUACAUUUUGUAAACCCAAUUGGUAUGAAAUAGUGAAAUCAGAGUACAAGGUUUGUAGAGAAGCUGUUGGUGUCCUGGAUAUGUCAUCAUUCUCUAAAUUUGAAAUUAAGUCUGCAGGCAAUGAAGCUACCAAAUUACUGCAGCAUUUAUGCGUAAAUGAGAUGGACAUGCCUGUGGGUAAUGUAGUACAUACUGCCAUGUUAAAUCGGCAUGGAUGUUAUGAAACUGACUGCAGCGUAGCACGGUUUGCUCAUAACCAUUAUUUCAUUAUAUCACCAUCUGAUCAAGUAACUCGUAACUUUGCCUGGAUAACAAAACAUAUACCAGAGGACAAGCAAGCAGCGAUUACCGUAACUGACGCAACAUCACGUUAUACUGCACUGAAUGUUAUGGGACCUAAGUCGAGAGAAUUAUUACAACAAAUCACAUCAACAUCGUUGAACAGUACUGAUUUCAAACCAUUUACAUGCAAGGAGAUAUCUGCUGGUUAUGCUAGCGGUAUCAAGGCAUUGGCUAUGACACAUUCUGGUGAACUAGGCUGGAUGUUAUACAUACCCAAUGAGUUUGCUCUCUCUCUGUAUGAUCUAUUGAUGGAUGUUGGUAAAGACUUCGGUAUUCGCAACGUUGGAUAUUACGCCCUACGUUACCUCCGAAUCGAAAAGUUCUUUGCAUUUAUGGGACAGGAUUUUAAUUCUACCCACACACCUUUUGAAAUCGGGCGAGAGUUCAAAGUUGACUUCAAGGCUUCAAAUUUCAUUGGUAAAACGGAACUAUCAAAGAAGAAGAAUGAAGGUGUUAAACGACGCCUCGCUAUGUUUCUGUUGGACGAUCAUGAUAGAGACAAGGAUCUAUGGCCGUGGGGUGGUGAGGCCAUCUAUCGUAAUGGGCAGAUGACUGGCUUGACUACAUCAAUUGGAUGUGGCUUCACACUAAACAAAAUGAUAUGUAUUGGAUGGGUGACGAAUAAGCACAAACAAACUGGUGUACGUCAACUCGUUACAAAUGACUAUGUAAUAGAUGGACACUACGAAAUUGAAAUUAAUACGAAGCGUUUCACUGCUAAGCCAAGAUUGUAUACUCCAGCGUUAGCAUAGGCAUACAGUAGACUUUUUCUAAUUAUAUGAUUUCAGCAAGUAGUACUUGUACAAGUAGCAUUUUGUUUUAAAAGCUCUUGUUCACAUCAAGCUAUAUUAUCAUGACUACUAGAAAAUAAUAAUAUUUGUGAUGUGUUGGCUCAGGAACACACAAAACAUCAAAUAAACCAGAGAGCUUUCAACUUUAAGUUUAACUUUUUGUUUAUUCCGCCAUUUUCAGUUGCUCCAACGGCACUACUUAUUACAUAUCAAUACACUUGGGUGAUCAGGCGACAUAUAACACCAUUGCAAAAGUAUGUAUACUGAUGCAUGCAAUA
Saccoglossus kowalevskii is the source of this 2651-nucleotide messenger RNA. Its product is annotated as pyruvate dehydrogenase phosphatase regulatory subunit, mitochondrial-like. The record is from RefSeq and is a predicted model, not a curated record. Gene Ontology annotation, molecular function: protein binding. NCBI's taxonomy places the organism in Eukaryota, Metazoa, Hemichordata, Enteropneusta, Harrimaniidae. Gene Ontology annotation, cellular component: mitochondrial matrix; cytoplasm; mitochondrion.